AUGGCUUCGCAACAGGGAAACUUUGUUCCGGAGGCCGUUGGCCCCAAGGUACGCAAACACGCCAUGUCAAGGAAUGGUUGCAUCCUCUUCUUCGAGGACACGGAUUCCGUCAUUGCGUGCAGCAAGACCAUUAUGCCGUCAAGCCGUGUCGGGGCGCGCAUUACGUGCAAAACAGGAGGGUACAUGGAACCUUACAUUGGCUUCACGCUCGACCUCCCGUUCCCCUCCGACCAGUCUGCGAACGAGGACUCGGGUCAUGGAGUAAGCUUUAGCUUCCAUCAGUCGCGCACAGUGCAGCCGAAUGAGCAUGUACUGACGGUCAAAUUUCCGCGCGAAACACUGUAUACGUACGAGGUGGCUAGCCAGGAUUUCAUCAACAGAUUCUGGGCCGAAACAACUCCACCAGUCGAGGGCGACGUGGCAAUCCUGCGCGCCCAACUUCCAGCAGGAGAAACGGCCCGAGUCAUGGGCUAUGGCGUUCCCUUUGCCAACCCAGACAACCGCCUGGCCGAAGCUUGGUACAGCCGUGGCCAGCCCGACCCCGACGCCCACCUCUUGCUGGACUUUUUGGAGCAAAAAAUGUUCAAGUUUGCCAUAGGAUCCCAACAAGUAAAGGUGCAAGAGAGGUUCGGCCCGGAUAACCUGCACGAGACCGCGUACAAUCCGUACUUGCGGGAUCUCGUCACCGACAUGGACGAGUUCAGAGCCAUGGCGAAGGCCCAUAGAGGUCCAGCCAUGGCACCAAUUUUCUGGCAUGACGAGUACCGCACGCAUCUGUGUGCAGCUCAGCAGGGCACCGUGCAGGACGUCUUGUGGCUCGAGGAUGCAGCAAAACAGCUGUACAAACAAAGAAGCGAUGUCAGAUUCGCCAAUCCUGGCCAAGGGCGCAUAUAUGCCAUAUCGUUCAAAAUAGCCAUUUUUGAAUCCCCAGAGGAUGAAAACCCCGCGCAUGUCUUAAACUGCCGAGUUGUUACAAGAGCUUUUGUCUUUGACGUCGGGAUCCGGGAGGUUACCAGACAGGCUCUCACUGUCAACAUCUUCCAUCCCGACGCCAGACCGACAAAUGAUUAUGCCAGUACAGCCUCUGCCGAGACAACAGAGACCGAAGUCAACUCAUGGAUGCUGCUGCACAGAUGCCUCGUGCAGGGUGCUGGCUUCUUUGAGUGGACAAAAGUGACGCGCCAAGUGAGCAUGCCAACGGUCAACUUGCUGGAUUUCGGCGACAGCUUUUUGGCAGAUGCCAUUGUCCAGGAGGCACUGCCGCUUGACCAAGCUCGCUUCCGCGGCUACUUGAGCAACCGGCCCCUUGGAUGUGGCCUCCUCAUUGCUGCUCCUGGUACCGGGAAAACCACUGCCUCCGCCGCUGCAGUCCUGGCUAUGAAUGUCAAGUUCGGGCAGAUUCUGUGCUCUGGCCCGACUAAUCGACCAUCGACAAUUACGCACAGAAAAUCGACGAGGUAG
This is a messenger RNA of Akanthomyces muscarius, 1461 nucleotides long. RefSeq lists its product as uncharacterized. The record is from RefSeq and is a predicted model, not a curated record. The transcript has 9 exons. Lineage: Eukaryota; Fungi; Ascomycota; Sordariomycetes; Hypocreales; Cordycipitaceae. Bases 1 to 1461 code for a protein of 486 amino acids.